CUCCUCCUCUGACUCCGGCGGCCUCACGCCCUCCUCACGCUCCGCAACGCCGUACCUGGAUGUUGGUUUCUACUUCGACUCUCCGAGGGAUAGAGAAGAGACCCAGUGCCACAAGGUUCCCGUAGUCUGUAAUCGGGGAGCUGAGAAUCUAGGCCAUAGGCUUCUUGAAGCCGUUGGGAGACAAAGGAGGCCGGACGAGCGAGCGAACAACCAGAUGGAGGCGGUGGUGCGGAAGGUGCAGCAGCGGGUGAGGAAGGCGCGGGAGGAGAUGGAUCAGUGGGAUGACCUCAACACUCGGCUCCUCUCCCAAUUCUCCAAUGCUGCCGCGGUCAUCUCUCGCCUUCAGGCCCUUGGAGAGGACAAGAAUUAUGGCCCCUUGCGUGCUGUACCCAACAUCAGAGUGGACCUCAUUGGGAACCAGAUGGAGGUUCUGGAGCUCAUUUUCGUUAAAAUUAGGGAGACACUGGAGAAGUUCAAUGACGUCGUGAAAGCUUUAAAUAAGGCUCUGCGUGAUACCAAGCAGAUGGUGAGAGGCGGGUCGGCACUCACGGCGAAACAGAUGCAGUUACAAGUUGGAAUUUUGCCAUCGAUUGCAGAAUGCUUGGAUGGAUUUCAAACAUUAUGUGAAAUGCACCAUGAUGAGUUUACGCUAAAAUCAUCAGCUAUCUCCUUGCUGACUUGGAAGACAUGUUCCAGUGACAUUGCUGUACUACGCCAACUCUUAGUAGACCAGCCAAACAUUCCAAAAGAUGAAGUCCAAUCCAUAUUCGACAUUAUAUUUGCAGAUGAAAUUUGUUGACCACCAACUCAUAGUAUUUGAUUGUUGAAGCCUUGCCCCCUAUGUUCUGAUCAAGCUGCCUUCUCAGGUGAGACCGAGUCAGUGUGGAAACUUUAUGUUAACCCAAUUGUUGAGGCAUUGUGGACGAGGCAAGUCUUCAUCUCUGUCAGCAAUCGGUGAUUGAAGACCCAGAGGCCGGACCUGACCAUUGUGUGCCGGUCACCGGAGUGUGAGUGGUCUGAACUUGGGAUGGUAAUGGCUUUGCCUGUCCAUCCUGCGGGGUGUGGACAGUGAUAGAACUUGAACAGGCUUGACCCCUCCUAGCAAGGGAUUGUGAAUUGUGAUCACCAAUCCAUGGUUCAGACUUGCACCAAUCAUGUGGCUUGCGUUUUUUAGAAAUAGGUGCACCAUUGCCUCUUCCAGGUGGUGCCCAGAAGGUUUCGACCAAGGUCUGUGAAAGAAGCACUUUGCAAUCAGCGGUGGGUUCAGAUAUAUCACAUGAACGAGCAGACAAGGAAACAUUCUAACUUGGAAAAAGUUUCUAUUGGGUUCUAUUCGGCAAUGGAAAAACGGUGUAUCAUGUAAAUUAAACUAUACUAGUUCACUUUGGUUUUGU
This is a messenger RNA of Zea mays, 1394 nucleotides long. RefSeq names its product Pentatricopeptide repeat (PPR) superfamily protein. Lineage: Eukaryota; Viridiplantae; Streptophyta; Magnoliopsida; Poales; Poaceae. Bases 215 to 799 code for a protein of 194 amino acids. The record is from RefSeq and is marked predicted. The transcript is spliced from 6 exons.